AUUAGUUGUGACCACACUCUAUAUUUUUCUCUCUCUUCAGUACGCACUGUUUUCAUCCUCGUUUUCUUUUACUCCAAUUUUUUUUUUAUCUUACUUCAAACCCUAAUUUGAACAAGAAAAAAAAGAGGGAAAGAAAGAAACCCUAGAAUGGACGAAGGCGGAGCCCACGGUGAUACCGGGGACCAAUUCCACCGCAACGAAGCUAUAUCCGCCGUUGCCGACGACGGUUUCUUGGCCGAAGAAGACGAAGAUUACGAUGAUCUUUACAACGAUGUUAAUGUUGGUGAGGGUUUCCGUCAAUCUUUGCAGAAAAAUGAGGAUUCAGGAGUUAAAAACGACAAUUUUGAAGAUAGGAAGCUGCCACCACCGCCGCCACUGCCAUUGCCACCGCCACCACCACUACAGCCACAGCUAACAGUUCAAAAUGCCGGUGGGGUUUCUUUACCUGGUGUGGGUGGGGUUGGUGAAUCGAGGGUUUCUGGGUUUCAGAAUCAAGGGUUUAUAGGGAAUGAGUUGGGUGUCCAGAGGGGUGGAAUUAGGGUUGAAUUAGGUCAGAAAUCUGCUACAUUGAGUGGGAUUGAGGAACAGGGUGGUAAUGCUGGUGCUGGUUUACAGGGGAUUAUUGGGCAACAGCAACCACUUGGUGUUGGUGGUUUUGUUGGGGGUGUUGGAAAUGAUGGAGUGAUGAGACAAGGUCAAGGUGAAGGCGGUGGUGGAGGAGGAGGAGGAAAUGCUCUAUUAUAUGUGGGUGAUUUGCAUUGGUGGACUACUGAUGCUGACCUGGAAGCCGAGCUUUGCAAGUAUGGACAAGUUAAGGAUUUGAGGUUUUUUGAUGAGAAAGCUAGUGGGAAAUCCAAAGGGUAUUGUCAGGUUGAGUUUUAUGAUUCUUUAGCUGCAACUGCUUGUAAAGAAGGGAUGAAUGGGCAUGCUUUUAAUGGUAGGCCGUGUGUUGUUUCUUUUGCGACGCCUUUUACUGUUAAGAAAAUGGGAGAGGCUCAACAUAAUAGGAAUCAACCGAUGAACCAAACUGCUGUGGCUAACCAGGGAAGGAGGGGGCCUGCUGAGGUUGGGGCGGCUAAGCCGGGUGGUGGUAAUGUUGGGACGAGUGGUAACUACCAAGGUGGAGAUGGGAAUAAUAAUAACAAUAACAAUAGAGGUUAUGGAAGAGGUAAUUGGGGGAGAGGGAAUAAUCCUGGAAUGGGGAAUAGAGGACCUAUUAAUCCGAUGAGGAAUAGGGGCGGUGGGAUGGGUGGUAGAGGUAUGAUGGGUAAUGGUGGAAAUGGAUAUGGACCUGCUCCGCCUAUGAUGCAUCCUCAGUCAGCGAUGAAUCAGGGUUUUGAUCCUUCAUUUGGGGGUCCCAUGGGUAGAAUGGGUGGCUACGCUGGCUUUCCUGGUGGCCCGACACCCCCUUUCUCUGGGAUGAUGCCUUCAUACCCUGGUGUUGGUAUGCAUGGAGUAUCACCUCAUGUUAAUCCUGCCUUUUUUGGAAGAGGAAUGCCUAUGAAUGGUAUGGGGAUGAUUCCACCAUCAGCUAUGGAUGGUCCUAACAUGGGAAUGUGGCCGGAUCCAAAUAUGGGUGGAUGGGGUGGUGAUGAUUUUGGUGGUGGCAAGGUUGCAGAGUCAAGUUAUGGGGAAGAAGCUGCUUCUGACCAUCAGUAUGGUGAGGUGAAUCCUGAUAGAGCUGGUUGGCCUAAUGCUAUCAGGGAAAAAGAUAGAGGAUCAGAGAGGGAUUGGUCUGGUACUUCUGAACGGAAGUUCAAGGAUGAUAGAGAUCAUGAAUAUGAGAGAGAGGUACCUAGAGAAAAAGAUGUGGGACGUGACCAUGAAGAAAGAAGGAAUCAUGAAGAUAGAGAAAUGGGACGGGAACGGUCUCGGGACCGUGAUCGUGCACGAUCUCGAGACCAUGAUCGUGACCGUGAAAGGGGUCGGGAUCGUGACCGUGAUAGGCACAGGGAAGACAGGGACAAGUAUAUGGAUCAUCAUAGAUACAAAGACCGUGAGGAACAGCACGACGAUGAGUGGGAGAGGGGACGGUCAUCAAGGACUCGCAGCAAAUCACGAUUAUCAACACAUGAGGAGGAACACCAUUCUAGAAAAGAUCCUGAUUAUGGAAAGAGGAGGCGGCUUACCUCUGAAUAACAUUAAGUUCUUAAGAAGCUGUUUUAUUUCAUUCACUUGUGAUGGCUGCUUCUUGUUAGGAGCAUGAUUUUUUCUAUGAGAAAGUGUUUUGUAGGGACAAUGUUAUAGAAAGGCUGUUCUUUCAAAUUCUGGUUGCUUUUGGAUAAAAGUAUCUUCAGUAUUGGAGAUUCAAAGACAUGACAAUCAUUUUCUUACUCUGAGAAGUGGAACUUUACUAGCCUUAUGGAUUUAUUAGUUUUAAUUUGCAUUUAUGUUUUAGUUAAAGUACAUGAUUAAACCAACAAUGUUGAUGUAACUGGUUUAACUUUGCUGAAGCCUGUCAUUUAGUAGACUGUUGUAGAACAUUUUUGUUUGAAUGAUGUUGUACUAGGAUUUAGCAGAGGUUGUUGAUGUUGUGUCCUUUUUUUAUUGGCUCACUGUUGUAUCAUUUUUCCCAUUUUUCUUUCAAUGUUUUCUUCCCAACAUUUUGGUAGA
Molecule: messenger RNA, 2613 nt
Organism: Trifolium pratense (red clover)
Lineage: Eukaryota; Viridiplantae; Streptophyta; Magnoliopsida; Fabales; Fabaceae
Product: cleavage and polyadenylation specificity factor subunit 6-like
Exons: 3
Coding region: 148-2139 (663 amino acids)
Biological process (GO): mRNA alternative polyadenylation
Cellular component (GO): mRNA cleavage and polyadenylation specificity factor complex
Molecular function (GO): mRNA binding
Source: RefSeq, a predicted model, not a curated record